Raphanus sativus (radish) is the source of this 471-nucleotide messenger RNA. RefSeq lists its product as uncharacterized. The transcript is spliced from 2 exons. The record is from RefSeq and is a predicted model, not a curated record. NCBI's taxonomy places the organism in Eukaryota, Viridiplantae, Streptophyta, Magnoliopsida, Brassicales, Brassicaceae. The coding region runs from base 1 to 471 and encodes 156 amino acids.
AUGGCUUCAGUUGAUAAUGUUGAUGGGGCCGAAACAUUUGAUGAAGAAGCAGAAGAGAAAGAUGAAGAUGAAAUCGACCCGUUGUUCAGGGAGUUCGUCGACGAGCCUUCAAUUCGCCACGAUCAGAUUCCUGAGAGUGAUGACGAGGAAGAGAAAGGCUGCAAGAAGAAACCACCAGAGGUGACUCACAUCAGACGUGGUGAUGGAAGGACAUGCCGCAAUAUCCAGCAGUACAUGUAUGAUAGGGAUAAAAUUGGCUUUAAGUGUAUGGGUUCUAAUGAAGGAGGAACUUGUGAAUUGAAAAUAUAUGCUUCACUUCUGCCAAGUGAUAAUGUGUGGAAAGUGAGAGUGUUUGUUGAGAAUCAUUCUUGUGUGCCUAACGGACAGUUUCCAAUGCUGAGGAUUCCACAAAUAGCUAGAUUGUUUAUUGAUAAAAUAAGAGAGAAGAACCGGAUUAUUACAUGCCAAUGA